Rotaria sp. Silwood1 is the source of this 1384-nucleotide messenger RNA. The record is from the annotation of a GenBank genome assembly. NCBI's taxonomy places the organism in Eukaryota, Metazoa, Rotifera, Eurotatoria, Philodinida, Philodinidae.
UAUAUUUAUCAUGAAAAAACAAUGAGAAAACAUUUGAUAAUAUAUAUCAUCGAUUUAAAAAGAAUUUAUUUCUUUUUCAUAAUCGAGCACGAUGAAAAUAAGCUCAUCUGAAAUUCUAUGAAAUAUGAUAAUUGUCGUCGACUUUUUCUAAAAGCUUGUCAAACAAUGAAAAUAAUUCGAUAAAUAAUAACCAUUUUAAAGCCUGUCUACGGCGAAGACUUGUUUUUCUUUCUAGAGCACACUUUUUAUAGAGGAUAUUAGAGAAAAAUGACGAUAAUUCCCUAUAGUGUCAAUCUUUAUUUUUAGACGUAGAACCCAUUGAAAUUUAAUUUAAGAAAGUGUUUUGAAUGAAAAUUUUCAAUAAAUAAGAUUAUCUUCUGAUAUUCAAUUCGUUUAAUUGAUUUUAUCAAUAUUCAAUGAAUAUCUUUUUUUUUCCCAAAAAUUUUCAAAAUCAAAUUAACAAAAAAAAAACGAAGGAAAAUAUCUUGUCAAAGAUUUUUAUUUUUAUUCAAACAAAAUAUUAUUAUAGAAUAAACCAAAGACAUUUUAUUUGUCUUAGUUAACUAAUUAAAAUAAAUCUUUAUUAAUAUAAUAUCAAUUUAAUUCUUGAAAUAUUUCGUUUAAAAAAAAAUUUUUUUUUUUUUUCUAAAAAGUUGAAUAGAAUUUUAGAAAACAAAAAUUUUUUAAUUUAUCAUUUGAAUUAACUUUCAUAAUGAAAAUAAAUCAUAGGAAUUAAUAGGAUAAAAAGAAAAAAACAGACGAUGUUGUUGUUUAGAAUAAAUUGACAAUAAAUCGAAGUAAAUCAGAUGGAAUUGUUGAAAAUAAUGAUAAAAAACAUAUUAAAUUAAGUCCAUAUACUAAAUUGUAUGAAUAUGUCUUAUCACAUCUUGAUCAUAUUUGUUAUCGUUUAUAUGGAUCUCAAUCAAAUAAAUUUGAAAGAAUCAUUUGGAAUUUAUUUGAAAAUUAUACUCAAUUAUUAUUUCGUUCACGAUUAAUUCCAGUGCAUAAAUCAAUGCCAAAUUCGAAAUUAAAAACAGUUCGAAAUAAAAAUUUAAAAGAAAAUCAAUUAAUUGAUCUUCCUUAUAGUAAUAAAAUAUUUGAAAAUAUUAAAUCAGGACAUGUUAACGUAAAUAGAUCUUCAAUUAAUUAUUCAUUAAAUAAAAUUCAAACAAAUUCAACAUCGAAUGUUUUAUCAUCAUCGAUUCAAGUAGCAAGAGGAGAUCAAGGAAAUGUUAUUUGCCGUUUUAUUCAUACAUAUUUUGUACCUUUAUUACCAUCUAUACAUUGUCCACAUGUUGGUCCAACUGGAGGAGCAUGUGCUGAUAAAACAAUCGACUUUUAUUAUAAUCAAACAAAUUUUCUGGCUUGUGGUCAUAAACAAUAA